Molecule: messenger RNA, 2652 nt
Organism: Capsella rubella
Lineage: Eukaryota; Viridiplantae; Streptophyta; Magnoliopsida; Brassicales; Brassicaceae
Product: dynamin-related protein 5A
Exons: 8
Coding region: 55-2505 (816 amino acids)
Cellular component (GO): microtubule; membrane; cytoplasm
Molecular function (GO): GTPase activity; microtubule binding; GTP binding
Source: RefSeq, a predicted model, not a curated record
CCGUCUUCUCCAAUCUCUUCGAUAUCUGACCGUUGUGUCUCUUCCUCUUCGUCAAUGGCGAAUUCAAACACAAACCUAACCACACCGACUAAAACCCCUUCUUCAAGGAGAAACCAGCAGAGUCAAUCGAAGAUGCAGUCACAAUCCAAGGAUCCUGUAAACGCAGAGUCUAGGUCACGAUUCGAAGCUUACAAUCGUCUCCAAGCAGCGGCGGUUGCUUUCGGAGAGAAGCUUCCGAUACCGGAGAUCGUUGCCAUCGGUGGUCAAUCCGACGGGAAAAGCUCUUUGCUCGAAGCGCUUCUAGGGUUCCGAUUCAAUGUCCGAGAAGUUGAAAUGGGCACGCGUCGCCCUUUGAUUCUCCAGAUGGUUCAUGAUUUAUCAGCUUUGGAACCACGGUGUCGAUUCCAGGAUGAAGAUUCUGACGAAUAUGGUAGUCCUAUUGUUUCGGCUACAGCAGUAGCAGAUGUAAUUAGGUCAAGAACAGAGGCGCUUCUGAAGAAGACAAAAACUGCAGUCUCGCCUAAGCCAAUUGUGAUGAGAGCUGAGUAUGCUCAUUGUCCAAAUCUGACUAUCAUUGAUACUCCUGGAUUUGUUCUUAAGGCCAAGAAAGGAGAGCCUGAAACCACACCUGAUGAAAUAUUAUCAAUGGUCAAGUCACUGGCUAGUCCUCCACAUCGGAUUCUGUUGUUCCUGCAGCAGAGUAGUGUGGAAUGGUGCUCAUCUUUGUGGUUGGAUGCAGUUCGUGAAAUUGAUUCUAGCUUUCGGAGGACUAUUGUUGUUGUCUCCAAGUUUGAUAAUCGUCUAAAGGAAUUUAGCGAUCGCGGUGAAGUUGAUCGUUAUCUGAGUGCUAGUGGAUACCUUGGGGAGAAUACUCGUCCUUAUUUUGUGGCAUUGCCAAAAGACAGAAGCACUGUCUCAAAUGACGAAUUUCGUAGACAAAUAUCUCAGGUGGACACAGAAGUCAUAAGGCAUUUACGGGAAGGAGUUAAAGGAGGAUUUGAUGAAGAAAAAUUCCGGUCCUAUAUUGGUUUUGGGUCAUUAAGAGAUUUCUUAGAGUCUGAGCUUCAGAAGAGAUACAAGGAAGCUGCACCAGCAACACUAGCUUUGCUUGAACAGCGAUGCUCUGAGGUAACGGAUGAUAUUUUGAGAAUGGAUAUGAAACUGCAAGCUACUUCUGAUGUUGCUCACCUCAGAAAAGCAGCCAUGUUGUACACUGCUUCUAUUAGCAAUCAUGUGGGAGCCUUGAUUGACGGAGCUGCAAACCCAGCACCUGAGCAGUGGGGGAAGACAACUGAAGAAGAGCGAGGCGAGAGUGGCAUUGGAAGCUGGCCAGGCGUCGGUGUGAACAUUAAGCCACCGAAUGCCAUUCUUAAACUUUAUGGAGGAGCUGCAUUUGAAAGGGUGAUUCAUGAGUUCCGCUGUGCAGCCUAUUCCAUUGAGUGCCCUCCAGUGUCAAGAGAAAAGGUAGCAAAUAUUCUGCUUGCCCAUGCUGGGCGUGGAGGUGGUAGAGGAGUGACUGAAGCAUCUGCAGAAAUUGCUCGAACCGCUGCACGGUCAUGGCUUGCUCCUCUUCUUGACACGGCUUGCGACAGGCUUGCCUUUGUAUUAGGAAGUCUCUUUGAAAUUGCUCUAGAAAGAAACCUGAACCAGAACUCAGAAUAUGAGAAGAAAACUGAAAAUAUGGAUGGAUAUGUGGGUUUUCAUGCUGCUGUAAGGAACUGUUACAGCCGUUUUGUGAAGAAUCUUGCCAAACAGUGCAAGCAGUUAGUGAGACAUCAUCUUGAUUCAGUGACCAGCCCAUAUUCCAUGGCGUGUUAUGAGAAUGACUACCACCAAGGAGGAGCUUUUGGCACUUAUAACAAAUUCAACCAAGCCUCAGGUAAUUCGUUUUGCUUCGAGCUCUCUGAUACUAGUCGUGAUGAACCGAUGAAGGAUCAAGAAAACAUUCCUCCCGAGAAGAAUAAUGGCCAAGAGACAACACCAGGAAAAGGAGGGGAGAGCCACAUAACAGUCCCUGAGACACCAUCACCAGACCAACCAUGCGAGAUUGGGUAUGGAGUGAUAAAGAAGGAAAUUGGGAAUGGUCCUGAUGGUGUUGGAGCAAGAAAAAGAAUGGCGAGAAUGGUAGGAAACAGGAACAUAGAGCCAUUUAGAGUUCAGAACGGUGGGCUUAUGUUUGGCGCGGAUAACGGGAUGAAAUCGAGCUCUGCUUACUCUGAGAUAUGUUCAUCAGCCGCUCAACAUUUUGCUAGGAUACGUGAAGUUCUUGUGGAAAGAAGCGUAACAUCAACUCUAAACUCAGGGUUUCUAACACCUUGCCGAGAGAGUCUAGUUGUUACACUAGGAUUGGAUCUCUUUGCAGUGAGUGACGACAAGUUUAUGGACAUGUUCGUUGCUCCUGGAGCAGUUGAGGCACUGCAAAACGAACGCCAACAGCUUCAGAAACGGCAGAAGAUUCUUCAGUCUUGCUUGACUGAAUUCAGAACCGUGGCUCGUUCUCUGUAGUGCAAUGAUCAUUGUCUCUAUGAUGUGUUCUCUACUUCUAGUGGCUAUCAUGUUGUUGUGAUCAGUGUCAUGAAACGUUAAAUUGUUGUAAUUUGGAGUUUACAGGGUAAUAGAAAGCUCACCUGAUAUGCUUCAUUGAUUGGAAAA